Molecule: messenger RNA, 6233 nt
Organism: Drosophila montana
Lineage: Eukaryota; Metazoa; Arthropoda; Insecta; Diptera; Drosophilidae
Gene: SKIP
Product: Shal K[+] channel interacting protein
Exons: 18
Coding region: 1531-4722 (1063 amino acids)
Molecular function (GO): protein binding
Source: RefSeq, a predicted model, not a curated record
UCGUUGCUGUUGCCGAGCAACUCUUGACGAGAACGGACGUGUUUUUCUUCGCAGCGGCAAACACAGCGAGCACAACGAAAGAACAGACAGCGAUUAAUACAAAACACGGUAACGUAAAAGGAUAAAAAAGAAGUGCAAGAACGUUAAACAGAACGCAAUAUUAAUAUAAUACUUUCUUAGAACGAACGUGAGUUGGUUUUUGUUGCUCUACAAAUUCGUUGUAAAACAAAAGUGAAUAUAAAUCGGGAAACAUGUUUAAUUUUAUUUUAUGUUACACGUUUUAGUUUUGUGUUUCUUUUUAAGUUGAAUUCGUACAAAAUGCAAUUGAACAUAAAUACAAAUUAUUUAACGGGGCGCGUGUGCGGUACAUAAUAAUAAUAAUAAUAAAACAGAAAGCAAUAAAGACAAUCAAAUAAUUAUAAUACGAGUAUAUGACAAGCUUGAGAGCUUCACGUGCAGCAUAAGAAAUCGUGAUAACACACACACAAACACACAGACAGGCAGCAUCAGCAGCAGCGGCAUCAGUAUUUUGUUGUUGCUGUUGUUGUUCUUGUCGUGUGCACGCUCAGUCGCCGUUAACAUCGUGUGUGUUCCCGCAGCAUCAGCAGCAGCAGCAACAAAAACAAACGAGCAAUUUUCGUGCGUCGACGGCGCUGCUGCCGGCUGCUGCAAUUAUGUGUAGCAGCAGCGACUUUUUAAAUAAAAGGUAGACAGCAAAAACAACAACAAGACCAACAGGCAGAAGCUGCCGCUGUCAUAGCCUCUGCCUCAGUCGCUGUCGCUGUCUCUUGCAUGCAAUUAAUGUACACAGUUUUUUUUUGCAUAAAUAAAUAACAACAACAACAGCGCAUACAAUUUGUGUGUUUUUGCCGGCAGACGCUCUCGAGCGACGCCGCCCCAAAGGUCGUUGGCGCUAAGGUCACAGUCAGACAGCGCGCGAAAGAGUGAGCGAGCGUAAGAAUUUGGUGUUGCAAGUGUGACAUAAAGGAGCGCAACAACAACAAUUGAAGCUCUUUACGGCGGUUGUCGCGCCAACAAAACGGUAAAUCUGCAAAACGCGUGUGUUUCGAGUUUUUAGAUAAUAUAAAACAUAAAUUCAGCAACAAUCAACACCAAUAGCAGUCGCUGCCAACGUUAACGCAGCUUCAAAAUUUCAUGAUCACAAAGAAACAGAAUGCGGAUGACAUUGCUAGCGGCAGCAGUGGGAAAAGGAGCAGCAGCAGCAGCGCUUGCAGGAAAUUUGAAUAGCGCGACGGGGCAUGUGAAAAUGCAAAAAUGUGAAAUCAACUUUUAUGUGUGUGUGGCCCAAGGCAAUGAAUUUUAACGAGAGCAUUUAAAACAAUACGAAAAAGCGUUAAGACCUUUACAAAAACAGGCUGAGGAAAUUGCAAGCGUAAGCAGCAGCAGCAGCAGCAACAGCUUGUGGAAACGCGCUUAGCACGUGACGCGGCGCUAAGCGAAUUCCCAUUUUGUAACGGUAAUUGGUGGCACACACGUGAGCGCACAUCAAGCACUUGGCAAGUGGCAAAAAUGGCCGUUAGCAACAUUGUUUGCGAAUGGCUGCGCGCCCUUGGGCUGGCGCAAUACGCUGAAAGUUUCCUGGACAAUGGCUACGAUGACUUGGAGAUAUGCAAGCAGGUCGGUGAUCCGGAUCUGGAUGCCAUUGGCGUUGAUAAUCCUGCACAUCGACACAAACUGCUAAAGAGCAUACGUUCGCUGCGCGAAAAGGGCGCUGCCUCAGUCUAUUUCAUGCUCAACGAUCCCAAUUCGCUAUCUGGCAGCAUGGAGAUCCUCUGCGAGACGCCGCCCAGCAAUGAACUGGAAAUGGUGCUGGGCGAGCAGCUGGAGACGGACGGAGUGCGUCUGACAGCGCAUCCAUAUUCAACACCGGAUGGACAACGCGGCCAUUUAGAGGGUCUUGCAUCCGUCUAUUGCGAAUUGUUAAUGGCUCCCUUUGGAGAUAUUUUGAGUGCUUUAGAAAAUGCUAGACAAGCAGCAUGGGCGGAGCGCAGCCCGCUCCAUCCCUCCGGCGGCAGCAGCGGCGGCGCUAGCGGCAGCGGUGGUAGCGGCCUCAGCGGCAGCGCUGGCGGCAGCGGCAGCGCCAGCGGCGGCAUGCAACAUCGCCAGCAGCAUGGCCAUCGCGGCCAUUCAACGCACGGCGCCGGCCUGCCCAAUAGUCAUAGUCAGCCAAUUUAUGUGCCAGGAAAGUACUCGCCCUCCAGCUGCUUGUCCGACAAGGAGGAGGAUGAGAUCUAUGGCUUUGGCUAUGGCGUCUUUGCGCCGCGAGUGGCACGCGGCGGCUUGACGCAACAUCAGCAGCUGUUGCAGCAGCAAACGUUGCAAACGCAGCACAGCAUACAGCAACAGCAGCAGCAGCAACAGUUGCAGCAACAGCAGCAACAACUACCAAAUGUGCCAGGCCAACAGGCGGGAGGACAGCCCGGAGUUGGACCACAACAGCAUCAGACACUCCCGCCAAAUGUAGCGCAUCUGAACUUUGUGCAACAAAACUGCCUGAGUCCCCGUUCUGCAUAUUUCUAUGAGUUUCCACCGACUGCAGAGGGACGCGAGACAAAGAAGCGCACAACGUUGGCGCGACUGCUGAAAGGCUUAAAAACUGUCAAUCGAAGGGAUCGUAGCAAUCAACAAAAUGGCGCACAAGCCAGGGCGGCCAACGAUCGUCUGAGACACUUUCAAAUGAUAAACGGCGGCGCUGGUGUGCCGCAGCAGAGUUUCGAGGAGACAAUCCAUAGGUUAAAAGUGCAAGAGGCCAUGCGCAAAAAGGAAAAAUUCCAACGUGAACACGAAGAGAUCUUGCGGGACAUACGCCAGGGUCUACUGCAAAUGAGUCGUGGCGAGGGACGCACAGUCUAUCCAUUUGCAGAUGAUACGUACAUGUACGAUGAGGCACUGAGGAGCGGUCCGGGCGUUGCAGCAGUGGGUGGUGUGGCAGGUGGUGCACAUUAUGCGGUCAGUGCGCUGCACCAUCAAGGUCAUUGGUACGAUGAGCCGCCCUACGAGAGCGAUCCCGAUGAUUUUCUUAUGGCCGGACUCAAUUGUGGACCAGCUGCAACCAUACAGGGUGGCCGCGUGCGCUUCUCGAACAACCGCGAGAGCACGGGCGUAAUUUCAUUAAGAUCCGCCGGAGAUAUUUCACUACCGCAACGCGGACCGCCGCGACGAGGGCUUAUCGUGCCGCAGCAGCCGCCAAAUCCGCCGACAAUAAUACCGUUAACGCAUGCCAGAUCUCAUGAUCGCGAGAGCGGCGACUAUGCGGGCUCCAUUUCGGAUUUACAAAGCGUUACCUCCAGGCUGAGCACAGUUUCGAUUGGCACCAACAAUUGCACCGCCAGAUACCGCACGCUUAGCGGCGGCAUUGGUGAGUCGCCGUCCCUGUCACCGAGUCCGUCAUCCGAUUACGAGGACAUUGGCGCCACAAGGCACGGACUGCCGCCGAGUUUUGCAGCGAAGGCCAAAAAGAAUGGACUGCCGCACAAGGCGAAUACGAUUUGUCAGAAGGCCAUGGUGCAUCAUUCGAGCGAAAUGCGUAGCUCGCCAAAGGAAAUUGGCGCAUUUAAUGAGAAUGGACGAAACUUUGUUGCCACAAAGGAUACAUCAAGGGAUUUCAGCAAUUCCCAAGAUAAUACCGACCGUGGCAGCAUGAGCGAUCAGGCGUUUGCAUGUUCCGCCAGCUCCGUUGAAAGUUUGCCCAGUGCUUCCGGUUCGAGCACUCAGGCUCUGGUGCGUCCUGGCAGCCCGCACAGCUCCAUUUCAGCCGAGGAUCGCACCUCCCUGGCGACCAUUUGCAAGGCCAAGGCUCUUGUCGACAGUCUGCCCAAUCCCUACGACAAGGAGGCGCUUAAAUUCAAGAAGGGUGAACUCAUCGAUGUGCUGUCGAUGAAUGCCUCGGGCAUUUGGAAGGGUCGCUGUCAUGGCCGUGUGGGUCACUUCAAGUUCAUCAAUGUGGAGGUGCUGCCCGAGCAGCGCAUGAAGAGCUCCAGCAGCAAAACCCUGGCGCCAGCCUCCGCCCGACUGGCCAGCAGCAACAAUGGCAGCGGCGGCAACAGUGGACCCAGCUCUGUGGAGGAUCUGCUGAUUCGCAUCGGUCUCAAGGAGUACACCUCGGUGUUUGUGCUCAACGGCUACGAGGAUCUGGAACUGUUCAAGGAACUCGAGCCGGCUGAUCUGGAUUAUCUGGGCAUACUCAACCAGGAGCAUCGCGCCAAGCUACUGACGGCCGUGCAGCUGUUGCAUGACAUUGAAUCUACAAAUUUCGCACGCACAGGCUCCGACGUGGACAUCGCCGGCUCCAGCUCCGAGAACGACGAGGCGCGCCUGAACAAUAUCAACAAGAAGCACGGCGCCUCGCCCUUUGGGCGGCGACACUUUCCGCGCGAUUCCGGCUGCUAUGAGGGCUCGCCGCUGCCCAGUUCACAGACGCCCACGCAGACGGUGAACUCGACGGACGAAUCGAACAGCUUGGACGAUGUGGUGUCCAAGUGCUCCAGCGAGAUUAUGAAGCGGGUGGAGAGCGCGCGUCGCUGCAAGGACAAUCCGUUCAAGGCGACGCUGCCGGCGCGCGUCGGCAAGAAGUCCUUUCUUGGCGGCGGCGGUCUUAUGGGCGACGAUACGCUCACACGUGGCGGACUCAGUGAGAAGUCGAGCGAUUCGGGCGUCAGCAGCAGUUCGCUAUCGUCGGGUCCGCUAAAGAGCAGCACUUAACAUUUGCCAACCAUACUCGCCCACGAGCUGCUGCUGGGCGUGGGCCAAGUGGGCGGCGGAGGCGGGGGCGGCAGUAGCUUGGGCGCCACCUCGCCCACCACCUCGGUCGCUUCGGCCAGCAUGGUGGGUUGCCCUAGCAGUGCCAGCAGCCUGAAUGCAACGGCGCCGCUUGGCAACAUUUGCAACACACUCCCGCAUGCCCCUUCCAGUGGCAGCAGCAACAGCACGCUGGGCCUCUCCAGCAAUGUGCCCCUCAAUCGGAACCUGGUGAUGCUGCGCAAUCACUUGCGCAAAAAUACCAGUGCCAAUGCGGCACCAGCGGCUCACGACGACAAGGAUCAAUAACAACCCAUUUAUCACAUACCGAUAUUAGUUUAGGUUCUCGAUAUAACUGUAUCCGAUAUUUGAUUUAGAUAUAUGUAUGUAUGUAUUUCAAUUGCUGUGAUUCGAUAGUGAAAAAAAGGCCAAGACGCGUCUUUCAGUUCAAAUGUAUAGUGUAUAGAGACAGAUAGAUAGCAACAGAGAAAGCGAGAGCGAGAGAGCGAGAGAGCGAGAGAGAGAUGGAGAGAGAGUAAGAGAGAGCACACAAAGCAAAGUCAGUUAGUCAGUCAAUCCUUCCUCCGAUAAUGUUGGCAUUUAUAUAUAUACUUAUAUAUAUAUAUAUAACUAUAUUUAUAUUAAAAAACAAAAGAGACAGAGCUAUAUACUUAGUAAUGUAAUGUAAUGAAAUCUUUUAACUAUUUUUAGUUAGCAAGAUGUAAAGAAAACAUUUUUUAAUUUGCCAUUUGCCAAUUGUUUUCUAUUGCUAUGUGUAUUUCGCAACGUGAUAUUGUCAAACGUCCAACUUGAAUUGCAGUUUUUAAUUAAUUAAACCACGUUUUACUUGGUGCGAGGGGAGCCUAAAACAAAUACAUAUAUAUAUAUAAAUAAUUAAUAACUCAAGUUGAUUCCUAUAUUAAGGCACAGUGUGCCGGCAAUAGACCAAUUACAUUUUAAAAUCAAAUUCAAAUUCAAUAUUUACACCAAACAAAUAAAUUACCAAUAAACAUUAAAAACUAUUUAUAUUUCGACAAAACCUCAUUUUAAUUGUGUUACUCUUAAGUGCGAACAUUGUAAAGAAAAACUCAAACACACACACACACAAACACACAUCAUGAUGUAUCCGUCAAAAUUGUAAAUUUGCAAAACCAGCUAAGAAAAAUUGUAUGCUAAGCAAUAUAAAUUGGAAAUCGUAGACUCCAUGCAAGCGAUCUGUACAUAGAUUAGGUAUUAUUGCCAUUGGAGUGUAUAUUUAUGCCAUUUAACAUUUAAAUAUAUAUAUAUAUAUAUAUAUAUAUACAUAUAAGCAAUACAUAUAAAUUCAUAUAUGAAUCUUAACCAUUAGCAACUUGCCAGAUAUUUAGCGAUAAUCAAAAGGAAAAGGACAAUGAAAUUCGUCAGCGCGGAACAUAUUAUUGAUUUCAAAUUAAUCAAUUAGUUAAAUAAAUAAAUAAAUGAACAAAUAUUCAAAA